AUGGCUCAAGCAGCUAAGCAGCUGAAGAAAAUCAAAGAUAUCGAGGCUCAGGCUCUGCAGGAGCAGAAGGAGAAAGAAGAAUCCAAUCGCAAGCGCAGGAACCGCUCUCGGGACAGGAAGAAAAAGGCCGAUGCUGCAACCAGUUUCUUGAGAGCUGCAAGAUCCGGGAACCUGGACAAAGCCUUGGAUCACCUCAGGAAUGGGGUAGAUAUUAACACCUGUAACCAGAAUGGGCUGAAUGCCUUGCACCUGGCCUCCAAGGAGGGCCACGUGAAAAUGGUGGUGGAGCUGCUGCACAAGGAGAUAGUUUUGGAGACAACAACCAAGAAGGGAAACACAGCCCUGCACAUUGCUGCCCUGGCUGGACAACAGGAUGUGGUCCGGGAACUGGUGAACUACGGGGCCAACGUCAAUGCACAGUCACAGAAAGGCUUCACGCCCCUCUACAUGGCAGCGCAGGAAAACCACCUGGAAGUUGUCAAGUUCUUGCUGGAAAAUGGAGCGAACCAGAACGUAGCCACAGAGGAUGGCUUCACACCACUAGCUGUGGCUCUGCAGCAAGGGCAUGAGAAUGUGGUUGCUCACCUUAUCAACUAUGGGACAAAGGGUAAGGUUCGCUUGCCUGCCCUGCACAUUGCAGCCCGCAAUGAUGACACUCGCACAGCUGCUGUGCUGCUACAGAAUGACCCCAAUGCUGAUGUCCUCUCCAAGACUGGAUUUACCCCCUUGCACAUUGCAGCCCACUAUGAGAAUCUCAGUGUGGCCCAGUUACUGCUGAAAAAAAAUGUCAACUUCACACCCCAGAAUGGGAUCACUCCCCUGCACAUAGCCUCCCGUCGGGGCAAUAUCAUCAUGGUGCGGCUGCUGCUGGACCGCGGGGCCCAGAUAGAAACAAGGACCAAGGAUGAGCUGACCCCUCUCCACUGUGCAGCUCGCAAUGGACAUGUGCGAAUUGCAGAGAUCCUGCUGGACCACGGGGCUCCCAUUCAAGCCAAAACCAAGAACGGCUUGUCGCCGAUCCACAUGGCAGCACAGGGCGACCACCUGGACUGCGUGCGCCUGCUCCUGCAGUACAGCGCUGAGAUCGACGACAUCACCCUGGACCACCUAACGCCACUGCAUGUGGCCGCACACUGCGGGCACCACCGCGUGGCCAGGCUGCUGGUGGAGAAGGGGGCCAAGCCCAACUCCCGAGCCCUGAAUGGCUUCACACCCCUCCAUAUUGCCUGCAAGAAGAACCACAUCCGAGUGAUGGAGCUGCUGCUGAAGACAGGUGCCUCCAUCGAUGCUGUCACAGAGUCUGGCUUGACCCCCCUGCAUGUGGCCGCCUUCAUGGGGCACUUGCCCAUUGUCAAGACCCUGCUACAGCGCGGAGCAUCUCCUAACGUGUCCAAUGUGAAAGUGGAGACACCCCUACACAUGGCAGCCAGAGCUGGGCACGUGGAUGUGGCAAAGUACCUGCUGCAGAACAAAGCCAAAGCCAAUGCCAAGGCCAAGGAUGACCAGACUCCUCUGCACUGUGCUGCACGCAUCGGCCACACUGGCAUGGUCAGACUGCUGCUGGAGAACAACGCCAACCCCAACCUGGCCACAACCGCAGGUCACACGCCCCUGCACAUCACUGCCAGGGAGGGGCAUGUGGACACAGCCCAGGCACUGCUUGAGAAGGCAGCCUCCCAGACCUGCAUGACCAAGAAAGGAUUUACCCCUCUCCACAUUGCAGCCAAGUAUGGGAAAGUGGAUGUCGCAGAGCUGCUGCUGGCACGUGAUGCUCAUCCCAAUGCAGCAGGGAAGAACGGCCUGACCCCGCUGCACGUGGCUGUGCACCACAACAACCUGGAGAUUGUCAAGCUGCUGCUUCCCAAGGGGAGCUCCCCACACAGCUCGGCUUGGAACGGGUACACCCCCCUGCACAUUGCUGCCAAGCAGAACCAGAUGGAGGUGGCCGGCAGCUUGCUGCAGUACGGGGCUUCUGCAAAUGCGGAGUCUGUGCAAGGAGUCACCCCCCUGCACCUGGCUUCCCAGGAGGGGCAUGCGGACAUGGUGGCACUGCUUUUCUCCAAACAAGCCAACGGUGACCUAGGCAACAAGAGUGGCCUGACUCCUCUCCAUCUCGUGGCCCAGGAGGGGCAUGUGCUGGUUGCUGAUGUUCUGGUGAAACACGGUGUCACAGUGGACGCAACGACCAGGAUGGGCUAUACCCCUCUCCAUGUGGCCAGCCACUAUGGGAACAUCAAGCUGGUGAAGUUUUUGCUGCAGCACCAGGCUGACGUUAAUGCCAAGACUAAGCUGGGCUACACCCCUCUGCACCAAGCAGCACAGCAGGGCCACACAGAUGUUGUGACGCUGCUGUUGAAGCACGGUGCCUCUCCCAACGAGAUCAGCACAAAUGGCACCACUCCCCUGGCCAUCGCGAAGCGGCUUGGCUACAUUUCCGUCACAGAUGUGCUCAAGAUCGUCACAGAGGAAACCGACAUCCCGUCAGUCGGUGACAAGCACCGCAUGAGCUUCCCAGAGACCGUAGACGAGAUUCUGGAUGUGUCAGAGGAUGAAGGCACUGCUCAUGUCACAGUAAUGGAGGAGGAGCUGAUGGCACCAAAGCCCAGGACGCUAGAUCCCAGGGACCAGGAUGGCAAGAGAGAGAUAUUGGAGUUUGUGACCACAACAACAAUGGAGCAAACGGUGGAGUCUCCAGCUGUCGUGCAAGUCCCCUGCAUCCCACCUGAGACUGUAGUGACCAGAGCGGAGGAGACUGAACAGCCUUCCAAGGAGUUUGAUGAGGACUCCCUGAUCCCCAGCAGCCCCGCCACUGAGACCUCAGAUAACAUCAGCCCCGUGGCCAGCCCUGUGCACACAGGGUUCCUGGUGAGCUUCAUGGUGGAUGCCCGUGGCGGGUCUAUGCGGGGCAGCCGGCACCACGGACUGCGUGUAGUCAUCCCGCCUCGUGCCUGUGCCGCGCCAACUCGCAUCACUUGCCGCCUGGUGAAGCCCCAGAAGCUGCCUGCACCCCCAUCGCUGGCUGAGGAGGAGGGUCUGGUCAGCCGGAUCAUUGCCCUGGGACCCGCUGGUGCCCAGUUCCUCAGCCCUGUCAUUGUGGAGAUCCCACACUUUGCCUCAUACGGGCGUGGAGACCGUGAGCUCAUGGUGCUGCGCAGUGAGAACGGCUCUGUCUGGAAGGAGCACCGCAACCGUUAUGAGGAGAGCUACAUGGACCAGCUGCUUAACGGCAUGGAUGAGGGUGAGUGUGAGGAGCUGGAGAAGAAGAGGGUCUGCCGCAUCAUCACCACCGACUUCCCUCUCUACUUUGUGGUCAUGUCACGGAUUUGCCAGGACUGCGAUAUGAUUGGCCCUGAGGGAGGGUGUUUGAAAAGCACACUAGUGCCCAUGGUCCAAGCCACCUUCCCAGACACAGCUGUCACCAAGAAAGUGAAGCUGGCCCUGCAGGCGCAGCCCGUGCCCGACGAGCUGGUGACUAAGCUUCUGGGGAAUCAGGCAACCUUCAGCCCCAUCGUCACAGUGGAGCCACGCCGGAGGAAGUUCCACCGCCCCAUUGGUCUCCGCAUCCCACUGCCACCAUCCUGGAAGGACAAUCCCCGAGACAGCGGCGAGGGUGACACCACCAGCCUGCGCCUGCUCUGCAGUGUGAUCGGAGGGACAGCCCAAGCGCAGUGGGAAGACAUAACGGGCACCACAAAGCUGGUCUAUGAAAAGGAAUGUGCUAACUUUACCACCAAUGUGUCUGCAAGGUUCUGGCUGGCCGACUGCCCGCGCACAGCCGAGGCCGUGCACUUCGCCACGAUGCUGUACAAGGAGCUGACAGCUGUGCCCUACAUGGCCAAAUUCGUGGUGUUUGCCAAGAUGAACGAUGCACGGGAAGGCCGACUGCGCUGCUACUGCAUGACUGAUGACAAGGUUGACAAGACUUUAGAGCAGCAUGAAAACUUCACUGAAGUGGCCCGCAGCAGGGACAUUGAGGUGGUAGAGGGGAUGCCUUUGCACGUUGAGCUCUCAGGGAACUUGGUGCCUGUCAAGAAGGCCACUCAGCCCCGCACCUUCCUCUUCCAGUCCUUUCGGGAGAAUCGCCUUGCCAUCCCCAUCAAGGUUCGGGACAGCAGCCGGGAAGCCAGUGGUUCCCUGUCUUUCUUGCGCAAGGCCAUGAAAUACGAGGACUUCCAGCAUGUGCUCUGUCACCUGAACAUCAGCAUACCACCCUGCACCAAGGGGAGCGGCAGUGAGGAGCGGAGGAGGACGCUGACGCCUUUGUCUCUGCGGGAGCGAUAUAGCAUCCUAAGCGAGACCAGUUUUGGCUCUCUGAGCAGCACAGACAAGGCGGACCAGAAGAUGGUCGACAUAGCGGAACAGCUGGGCCUCAGCUGGGCUGAGCUGGCACGUGAGCUACAGUUUGGGGUGGAUGACAUUAACAGGAUACGUGUGGAGAACCCCAACUCCCUGCUGGAGCAGAGCAUAGCCUUACUCAACCUCUGGGUCAGCCGCGAGGGCAAGAGUGUCAAGAUUGAGAGCCUGUACACGGCGCUGAGGAACAUUGACCGCAGCGAGAUUGUCAACACGCUGGAGGGCUCCAGCCGGCAGAGCCGCAGCCUGAAGGGCAGUUACGCUUCGCUGCAGGACGAGCUGCUGUCCCCCGCCUCCCUGCAUUACACGCUGCCAUCCCCGUUGCGUGCCGACCAGUACUGGAAUGAGGUGGCCAUCAUGGAUGCUAUCCCUAUGGCUGCCACCGAGCAGGACGCCCUCAUGGAGAUGUCUGACAUGCAGGUGUGGUCCUCGGGGCUCACACCCUCACUGGUGACUGCUGAGGACUCCUCUCUGGAGUGCAGCAAGGCUGAGGACUCGGAUGCCACAAGUGAAGGCCGGUUCCCGGGGCAGCUUCUAGCAGAUGCACAUGGCCCAGACCACAUGGGCUCUAUGGACCUGGUUGAGGAUGACACAGUGGACUCAGAUGCCAUGAAUGGCCUGAUUGACCUUCUAGAGCAGGAGGAGGGGCAGAGGCCAGAGGGGAAGAUGCCAGCCAGCGAUCACCAGCCAGGAACCAAGGAGCAAGACCCGGAGAGUGAAGUCUCUUUUGUUUCAGUUCAGCAGAAGGUGCAAGCCAGGAUUACGGCAUCACCUACCGUUAGCCACAUCGUGGAGAAGAGUACAGACAGGCUGAGGGACUGGAAUGCAGAAGGCUCCUUUAUCUCCUGCCUACAGGACCUGACAGCGGGCUCCUGGCAGGAGGGGGUCACCCGAAGGCUGAUCCUGACGCACACCACGGCCUCCGGG
This is a messenger RNA of Apaloderma vittatum (bar-tailed trogon), 5280 nucleotides long. It is a transcript of the gene ANK1, whose product is annotated as ankyrin 1, erythrocytic. Gene Ontology annotation, biological process: signal transduction. The record is from RefSeq and is a predicted model, not a curated record. The annotation marks the transcript as partial. Gene Ontology annotation, molecular function: protein binding. NCBI's taxonomy places the organism in Eukaryota, Metazoa, Chordata, Aves, Trogoniformes, Trogonidae. The transcript is spliced from 40 exons.